UUCUCAGGAAGAGGGAAAAACCAAGAAACAUCAUUGGCUAGACCAGGAGAUACAAGAUGGGGCUCUCAUUAUAAAACACUAGUUCGUAUAGAAUCGAUGUGGGAUGCAGUUAUACAAGUGUUAGCUAUUGUGCAUGAGGAUGAGCGUAAUCCAUCUAGGGCAGGAGGUUUGGUGCAGAUAAUGGAGUCUUUUAGCUUUGUGUUCAUCAUGAAGUUGAUGUUGCAAAUCCUUCGCAUUACAAAUCAGUUGUCACUUCUCCUCCAAUGGAAGGAUCAGAAUAUUGUUCAAGCCAUGUCUUUGGUUACAGAUGUGAGGUCUUCCUUGGCCAACUUGAGGAACCAUGGUUGGGAACCACUCUUUGAAGAUGUCAAGAUCUUUUGUAAUGUUAAUGAUAUUCCGGUUCCAAAUAUGGAUGAAGCUGUACCGAGAUUCGGCCGAUCAAGAAAAGGAGGGAGAAAUAAUGUUACUCAAGAACAUUUUUUUCGUGUUGAUACCUUCUAUGCAGCGAUAGAUGCUAUCACCACAGAGCUGGAUCAUCGCUUUAAUGACAUGGCUUCAGAACUGCUAUGUGGAUUUGCUUGUCUUGACCCAAGAGACUCAUUUUCCAAGUUUGAUUUGGACAAAGUUGCUAAGCUUACAGACAUCUAUGAUGCAGAUUUCUCCAAUGAUGACCGUAAGCGUAUGAAAACCGAGCUCCAGUUGUUCAUCAACCACAUGAGAAGACAUGAUGACUUUAGAGUUUGUUAUGAUCUUGCAAGCCUAGCCAAGAAAAUGUUUGAACUUGAAAGAAAUAUUAUGUUCCCUCUGGUUUAUCGCCUUAUUGAGUUGGGGUUGCUUCUACCGGUGGCAACGGCAUCGGUUGAAAGGGCCUUCUCAGCAAUGAAGAUCAUCAAGACUGAUUUGCGCAGCAAGAUGUCCAAUGGUUGGCUUGAUGACUUAAUGGUGUGCUACAUCGAGAGAGAGAUAUUUAAAGGACUUGAUCUUGCUGAAAUUAAGAAAGAAUUUCAACAUGAAGGUAGAAGAAUGCCAUUGCCACGUUCUACUUAAUGAGAGUAAAUCUUCAUUAUGGGUCAUUUUUAUGCCGGUCUAGGUAAUAUAAAUGGUUUUUUUGGCACUCAAUCAUCCAUGUAAUCUUCAUCAAGUGGGGUAUUUAGAGUGCCAAUAGUUAAGUUUUGAUUUCGGUUUUAUUUGUUGAACACCAAGUAAUAUUUAUCGAGUAUUCUAGUGAGCACUUCCAUAGUUGAAUUAUACAUGGUUUUUUUUUUGUUCAUACACUCCGCCACACCUAGAAAUUA
Triticum urartu is the source of this 1295-nucleotide messenger RNA. Lineage: Eukaryota; Viridiplantae; Streptophyta; Magnoliopsida; Poales; Poaceae. The record is from RefSeq and is a predicted model, not a curated record.